This is a messenger RNA of Cryptotermes secundus, 9529 nucleotides long. RefSeq lists its product as uncharacterized. The coding region runs from base 1368 to 2942 and encodes 524 amino acids. The record is from RefSeq and is a predicted model, not a curated record. Gene Ontology annotation, molecular function: protein binding; RNA binding; translation activator activity. Lineage: Eukaryota; Metazoa; Arthropoda; Insecta; Blattodea; Kalotermitidae. Gene Ontology annotation, biological process: regulation of translational initiation. Gene Ontology annotation, cellular component: cytosol. The transcript has 13 exons.
AGAGCUACCAUCUACACUCACUAGUGCCUGCUACAACGAGAUGGAGGGUGUGGGGUGCGACGGAUGAAAAGUUUCAGAACGACUUUCUUUCGAUUUACGAACGUUUUUCAGGCUUCUCUUCGCAUGUUACGUGAAAUUACGACAGAGAUCUGCCUGAGGUAGAGCUUUGAUCUUUUGAUUCGACUACAUAUUACAUUACGACCCUAUUUGGUUCCCAUUUUCAGGAAAGGACCUUGUUCUGAACCUUCGGCAUGGGGGUGAGAAGAGAGUUCGCAAAGAAUGACGCAAUAAAUGAACUGACUUCAUGCGCUCGUUUGACUGCUGUCCGGCGAAUUAAGUGAAGUGUGCAAGAAGGUGAAGUGAGGACUCCAGAAUUAGAAGUACGAUACUUCGAAUAAUAUUAAAUUCUGAGGCAGUUACAUAGAAGAAUUCCUAAGAUUCAUUUCCGAAAUAUUAAGAGUUAGGAAAGAAAAUUUGCGCAUGGAAUUACACUAUUUUCAGAAAUCUUAUCCGUGAGAAGCAUUUAUAAUUUUCCAGAGAACAGAGAGAGAGAGAAGACGUGGUGUGUGUGAAAGAGGUGAUUUAACCCAUUAUAAAUUAUUACACAAAUAAAUAAGUGAAUAAAUAAAUUAAUUUAUAUUGGAAAGUUUGCGAACUUGUUUGAGAAGUAGAGACGUUCUGAUAACGAUGCAUUUGUAUAUUCACUACGUGAAAAACUGUCCAUAUUCGUGGCGUUAAAAAACUCUGUUCACAUUUUUUAAUAGUAAAUUGUUUUAAAAACACUUGGAACACCUAUUUAACACUGAAUCAAAAUGUAUAUUUUCAUAAGAUUUUGAGAUCUCCUUUUAAAAUUAAUAUAAUAUUGUAGCCUGUUUUAUUUAUAGUGUCGCUGUGUAUUAUAAUAAUAUAAACUCAGAUUUUAUUUUUCCCUAAUUUACGUGGCUUUGAGUACCGGAAAUGAAAACACGAAGUUAGAAUCCUGCACACAUAACCGGUUGAAUUUAUAAUUAUAAACAUAUAUUUAAAUAAGAUAACCAAUUGGGAAUUCAGAUGGAAGAAGUUUUGCUACACUGUAGAACUCUCUAACUAGUUUGUUGUGUUAUUGUUGCAAGUGACGUUCUGUAAAGUGUUGGGCUUGAAAUGGAUUUAAUGUCGAGUCAGACAUCAAAGUUCUGAAUAUAAAAACACAACAAGAAUGACAAUAUUAGAAGUCUGAUGCCAAAGAAGCAGCUGCAAAACAAUUACCGAAAUGGCAUACAACAAUUGUCUUUAACAUCAACAGUUAUUUACGUUACAAGGCAUUCAAAAAGAAGAAUUGCAACAGUGUCUUAUUCAAGUUAAGUUGAUUCAAAGAGUCAUACGAGUAAAUGAAGGUGUCAGUGUUGCCAUCUACCACAGCAGUGAUGAAUGAUAAUCAGCACCAUCACUUCACUGGGCCCCCAGAUUUGAGGCGGAGUUACACAAAAUUGGAUUUCACAGUAAACAGCCCCAACAGCGGUCGGGAGAGAAACAGCUAUGUCCGACAAACAUCUCAACAGCACCAUCACCAGGUACGGGAAACUGGCAGCAGGCGUCGCAACAACGCGAUGCCGUCUAACAGAGGUAAACCAACAAUGGAGAUCUACCGUCCACCCAAUGUCCGUACCGACUUGCUGCAAAAUGGACUUUCUACAAACUCAAAUCCUCGCCUCAAUGUUCAUGCCAAGGAGUUUACAAUGAAACAAGGAGAUUUGAGUACAUCCAGGUCAGCAGUCAAUAUUCCUGGAACACUAAACAACCGAGAUUCGCAUCAAAUUCGUGCAGCUCAGCAUGCUCUGCAGCAGUCUAAAUCGAUUUGCAAUAUUAUGCAUCCUUUGCAACACUCCAAAUCCAGUGGAAAUGUGUUACACACACUUCAGCAAUCAUGUUCCAGUGGGAACAUAUUACAGGGUCCCAGGGUUCACUUCCAGUUAGAUACAGGAGAUGCUGAGCAGCAAAUUUCAGAAAUGGUCACUCCUCCAGUGAAAGCUGUACUUCCUACAAGCAUGAAGUCUCCACUCAAGUCUUACAGCACAACAGAAAUGAAGACUGCUGUUGGGUUGAGCAAUGAUGUUAAUAAGACUCAGGCACACAGCACAGAAGUAAUUGAACACGCUGAAGUUCAUACUGUAACAGGACUGAGAUCCAUUCAUUUGCCAAUGUCAACUCCCCUCUCCAGUCUCAAACGUUCUAGGAGCCUUGGAGCAGCAGAUAUGGCAGCCAGGCAGCAAGCUCACAUCAUAGAGACACCUUCACUUGGGAACUUCCCUCCUGAAAUUCAGAGUACCAUCAGUAAGGCUGUAGAAGACCCAAACAAAGUAUCAGCACGGUCAUUGAUGGAUUUGGUUCGUCAAAUCAUGGAACGUGCUGUUUCCAGUGUCUACUAUGCUCUACCUGCAGCAAAGCUGUGCAUAACAAUAAUUGAGAAGGAGACAAAAGAAACAUUUUUGGAGUCAUUACUGAACUUAUGCCAACAGUGGUAUCAAGAGAGGGAUCGUGUUUUGAAAAAUGUGUUGAGUUGUGGUGCCUCACCAAAUCCCCGGUUCUGUGCCUUCAUGCAAUUUCUCAAUGAGAUGUAUUGUGAGUUGAAACGACGGCAGCUACAGCUGAAGACACAGUAUGAUGGGGUCCCACCAGGCCUGGUGCUGCUCACACUUGUGUUCAAAUGUUGUCUGGACUGCCUAAAGCCACCAAAUUCACAAGGAGAGACUGACAGCCUUUUUUUUGUGCUAACAUCUAUUGGACGUGACCUGGAAAGUGAAUUGCCAGGUCAGAUUCCAGUUCUACUUGCAAGUGUCCGUGAUGCCUUCCUUAAAACAGCGACCAUUCCAGCAGUAAAGAAGACACUGCUGCAACUGAUUGAAUUGCAUGCUUCCCGAUGGCAGCUACCGGCACCUGCAGUCAUGUACUACACUGCUCACUAGUUAUACCUCUUGAAGGAUGACAACGUAGUAUGGACAAAAUUCAGCAGACUAGUUAAAUUUCCAGCUUUUCUGCUGAUGGACGAGUUUGACAUGGCUGGUGUUGUACUGUGUUUCAUCAUAUCUGAUAAAAUGAACUACAGUGGCUGAAAUAUUUCGUCUGAGUUAACAACAGCAGCAUCUCUAUUUCUUCAAAGAUCUUGUGGACAUUAGUCAUUUUGAGUGUACAAACAUAAACAUUUAUAUGCUGCCUAAGAAUUUAUUACAUAUUUAAUUUCUACCAGUUAAUAGAAUUGUAAUAUUUAUGCUUUAAAUUAUUUCUGUAUUAUCUCCUUUUGUUAAAACUGCCAUUAAAACUGUGAAAAUAUAACAGAGGUUUGUUACAGGUAUAUUGUUAUGCAUUGAUGGUGCUUUAAAAUGGAUUAGAGCAGUGAUUUCAAAACUGUGCUCUCUGAAACCACUGGGUUCUGUGAGGGGUUUCAAAGGACUCUGCUAAUUUAAUUACAAAUACUUAUCAGCAGUAAUAUUCUGUUUAAAUUAUAAAUUGUUUCUGUGUCCAACUAAUAAUUUUAUAUUUAAGAUUUGAAGCUUUCACAUGAAGUAAAUGCUGUACCUGCCUUCCCAAGGUGUAAAGGAUUGAAAUUGGUGACUAUGUGACUAUGUCACAAUUAUUGAUUUGGUAUCAAUUAAAUUGAAUAUUAAAUGAGGGACGUAAAAUGCUAGUUCUACUAUAUUUCAGCAAGAUCGGCAUUGUUGACUUGGGAUCUUUGAAAUUUAACAUUAAAUGAGAGAAAAUCUUGAAGCAAGGAACUGCAAUUUGGCUUUCUGUGCCUCAAGUUGUAGGCUUAAUUUCUCAAGUUAUCUUGUAUCAGAAUUCUAUAAUUAUCCAUGUUCAUUUUAAUAUUGCAUUAUGUAAUUGGUAAUUGCACCUAAAAAUGUAAUUACAUCAGAGUUUUUGUUGUCAUGUUUUAAAACUUUGUUCUUAUAGUGAUGUAGUACCCUAGCAUUGACAUUUAAUUCUUCAUGUGCAGUGUAUUAAUUGGAGAAAGUUUUUUCUCCUAUUUCCUGUUCAUUAUAAAUAUUUUUCUAUAUCUUUAGCACAUUUAAUAAAAAUUAUUUCUCGCAGUAAACAUAUAUAUUACUGUAAUUAAAUUGAAAAUCACUGAUAGAUAUUGGCAGUGAUACAUUCUCUGGGCUGGCUAGUAGGCACCAUAAGGCCACUGAAACUGCAGGAAUAUGAAACAAAAAAUUUAUUUUUUCCAUUCAGUAUAAGCUCUGAACAUUUGCAUAAGAUAAGCUGUGAACACAGUGCAACCUAUAUGCCAUACCAUUUUUAAGUGCCCAAGGAACUGGGUAAAUUCACUGCUCAACAAGAGGUCCCAAAAAUGUGCAUUUGUGCAUGAGUUGCGAUGAGAAAGAGAGAGAGAGUGUGUGUGUGAGUGGAGAUGAGGAUAUAUUUCUGUUGAUAUUGCCAAAUUAUAUGGUUGUACUAUAUUAGCUGCUUUCCAGGCCAAGGUUUUCAACUGGGUGUUUGUUAAUGUUCGAUUUUAUGAUCCAAAUUCUUUACAUAAUCUGAAAACUGAAUAUCUUUAAAAUAUAUAAAAGGUUUAAAUUUGUUUUGCUACAUCAACAUCCCAUACAUUUUACCGUUGUUAAUCAUAACAUGUCCAUCACUUCACAAGACAGUUUAAAGCGAGUUUAGAAUGGAGAAUUUUGACUGUAGAUGGUCAGCCUACAGUAUAAAAUCAUAAUCUUGUUUCCGUUUUUUUUUAUGAUGUGCCUGUUUUCUUUCUCAGGCAAAUGCUAUUAUUCUUCUCUUCAUUCAUAGUUUUCACCAAUAUCCAGGGCUGUAACCAAGCCUAGAAAAUUCAGGGCCAGUGUACUUCUUUUAAAGACACUGGUGUGUAAUAUGAAGGUGUUCUAGCUCAUUUAAUUUCCAACCUCUGGAGUGGAAGUGCCAUCUUCUUUAAGCAUUUGCCUUACAUGAAGAUGUUUGUUGUUCAGUUCUGCAUUUAAAAGUAUACAGCUAUUGUUAAAUACAAGUUAAACCGGCCUCAUAUCAUCAUUUCUUUCAACUUGGAACUGUGUGCUGGACUGCCCUGGUAAUCUUAUUUUUAGAACUACACCCCUGUCAACAUGUCAUAAAGAUACUUUGAUGUAGGUUACAUUCAUCUUGUCUGUGUUGUGUAUUCAUUAAAUUACAUAUUAUUUGUGGAAUGUAUUUGAAAUGAGUAUAUUUGUGAUCUUGAAACAGACUGGCUAAAUUUUGAUACAAAUGCUAAAAGUAAAUUAAAUUUAGUUAGACUGCAACAUUAACACUUUGGAAAGAUAUGUAUUUGUGGUACAAAGAAAUACAAUGGCACUUGUCUAGUAAAAAUAACAGCUUUCAUACUUUCAAUUUUGAUGUCUUUUCUGCUGUUACUGAGGCAAAAUAAACGAAAUUAAUUUUAAAAUUUUAGCAAACCGUGACACAAUACAUGAUAAGGAAGUAGUUAGCAAACCAUGUGAUUAUGGUCUUCUGGGGUAUGAUGUUGUAUAGUUUGGUAGAUGGGUACUGAAUUUUUGAAUAAAUGUGCUGCCUCAAUCUUCAGGUUAGAAGAGUGACAAUGGAGGCAGAUGGAUGCUCCAAAAAAUUGAUACAUACUCAUAAAACUACAUGAUGUCACAUGCCAGAAGACUAAUCUUAAUACUCACUGCCAUGAGAAUCUUAAAACUUGUGCACUAAAUCUGUUUUUCAAUUUGAAAGUAGAUUUUAUCUGCAGCAUUGUAAAGAUCUGACAUUUGGAACAGUGGAAAAACUUUGUGUAAUAAUACCACCAGAAUUCGUUGGUAACAGUGAGUAAUGUGUGAGUCUCAUCAUUUGGAGCAUAGAAAUUUAAUUUUGUUUGCUUAAAAGAGAAAUUUGGCCUGUAUUAGAUUGGAGCUGCAAUUUAAUGAUCCAUGGUCACACCUAAAGAUGUGACAAGCAACUCCCAGUUCAGGUCAAAGAAUAUAGCACUGAUGUCAAAUUUUUGUUUGACCAACAAAGAUCAAAGUGUGCAGAUGCAGUCAGAAACAGUGUGGUAGUGGAACAGUCCUUGCAAAUUAAACAUGCAAUUGGCAACAUGCCUGUCCAACACAUGACUGUCAUCCAGUGCUGUUUCAUGGACAGCGUUAAUGUCAGUUUUGGCCAGUGCUGUUUGAGGCAGACAGUGCUGGAUGCUGAUAACAAAGGAUAAUUAAAUCGUGCCUGGACUGUAGUUAUGAUUCAUUUAAAGAGAAGACUUGAGAUGGAAAGUUUUAGUCAAGUUUCAUUGUACUUGUUAAUGUGCUAACAUAUGUGAAAGAUUAAUAUAUGAAUAUAUUGUAUUUUUUAAUAAGGCUUCAUGGUAUAUUUGUGUUAAUCUUUUAACUACUUUAGUCGCAUUAGUCAUGAUGAAGGUAAAUUUAUCAUGCCAUGUCUGCCGUCCUACAAAUUUCUGCUUAGCAGAGCAGUCACAACUUCUAGGACUGGAUUAUAGUGAAUUUAAAUUUAAAAACUGAGUGUUCUAAUAGAACAAUCAGGAUCACCCACAGGUGUAGAACAUUCUGUGGCCACUGGCUUAAAAUAUUAAUGCAUUCACUGCCAAUCCCAUGAACUAACGAAUUUAAGUUUUCUGUGUGGUGGUUCUAACCUGUCAAGCAAUGGUCUGUUGCUGCUAAGUACAUGAAUGCAAUUUUCUUCUGCAGAUGUAACUCAGAUUUAGAGAAACCUUAAAUAUUACUUCUCAAACCCUAAAUGAGUUGAAAUAUGUAGGAAUGAUCAAAUUUUUUCUUGUGCAUUCUCUUACAUUUCCAUUUUGAAUGUACAAAGUUGAAUAUCCAAUUUUCAUGAAAAAAUUUAUGAUCCAGAAGGUAAAAUCUCAGUAUGGGGGAAUGGCAGUGAAGGUGUUAAUGCCAGUUUAUGAGUAAAGAUUAAGAAGUUUUUCCAGACUUGACCUUCUUCAUAAUUUCCCAUUCUUUCUCUUUGAAUGAUUUUGGAUGCUUAGAAUAGUUUAUGGAAAAUAAAGACUGCUCCAAGACAAGAGGCUUGGAAACAUUUGUGGAUGGUCUUGCAUUGAAACAGAACAGUAUGGUCCAACAGACUAUAUAAUGUGGACCACACUGAAGUAGUUGAUUUUGUGGUGAAUGCAAUAGUGAGGUACCAUCAUAUUAUAUGCUUCCAGAAUAAUGUGCCUUAUCCUUGACUAGAACAACAGCUGCUUAUUUAUAUGUAAUUGUUGCUUUGUGGUUAUUUUAUUUCAUGAGUUUAUAAUGGACUUAAGUUUGGUUUGGCAAAACACACACUGUAGUCAAUUCAUACUGUAAUUUGACUAAAAAAUGGACGCUAGAAUCUUAACAUUUUGGCCACAUAUAUUGAAAAUGUAUUGGGAUAUUUGUAAAUGUGCUAAAUAACAACUAUGAAUGAUAUCUCAGACACUUCUUACAGAGUUUUAAAUAUUGAGGUAUGUCAACAUAAUGUUCAUUAUGCAACAUAGACACCAGUAUUUUAAUUUUAUGAAUAUGCUUUCUUUUUUGUGUUUUAUAACAUUAAGGUACUGUUUGAAAACUUACAUAGAUGGAUUCUGAAAUUAGGAUGAGACUUCCAGAUGAACAAGUAACUUUUCUAGAUUGUGUUCUCCUGGGUUGUGAGACUAUGCAAUUUUGUAGGUUUAUGCCAACAUUUAGGAAGGAAAAUCUGUUUCCGUUUCAGGGUUAAAGUAAGUUGGGUAUGGCUACCAUUGGUUUAUGUAGACAGUCUGUAAAGAUGAUGGUCACAGAGGUCCAUAGGAAAGAGGACAGAUCUUAACUCUGGGCCAAUAGGAAUUAUGAACAGAAAAUGUGAGGAAAAGGAUCAUUUUUAGAAUUCUAAUAUCAAUCUUCACAAGAGGAACAUGGAACUAUGAGAAAGGAAGGUAGUCACCCAUCCAAGGGAGGGGGAAAGGAGACAGAAUUUAACAUUUCAUUCAUGUACCUUUCACCCUUCUAAGAUUCUCAAAAUAUUUCUUUAGUUUAUUAGAAAAGAAAAGUGGAAAGCAGAGCAGAAAUUUUGUGUACAGCUUUAAACUUAUCACCGUCUGUGCCACAGGAGUGAUAUAUGCUCCUGUAUUGAUGGAAUUUCAAGGAGAGGGCAAAUUAAUCAUUAUCCUAGAAGGAAACUGUGUUAUUAGUGUUUAACAGGUUUAGAAACUGAGCUACUAUUUAUCUUUCAGUUAUGUAACAGACGUGGAAGAGGAAUAGUAAAUUACAAUAAAUUGAAGAAACCCCACACACGAACCAGAAUUAUUAAGUUGGAAACCAAGGAAAGAAGUAAUAAUAAUAAUAAUAAUAAUAAUAAUUGAUACCACUAAUUUUUUUCUGGGGCAGCCAGAAAAUUUGCAUGCUUUCAAGCUGUUUAUGGAUGUUCUUGCAGAUUGUCCUAGAACUGUCUCUCUGUUUGAAACAUAAGAUUGCAUCAAAUUUAAAAAUAAUUUUAAUAUUUCAUAUAUUUCCUUUUGUUUUUCAGUUACUUUUAAUCAGAAUUCCAGAGGCAAGGGGAAGAUGUAUCACUUUUCCCACACCCUGAGGUACCCUUGCUAGUGAAAAGAAUGUUAUAAUUUUACCUUCAUGAACAAUACAUGAACAAUCCAACAAUACAAAAUUUUCUCAUUUCCACAACUUGCUGAUUUGUGAAAAUAUGAUUUAAAACUGGAAAGAGACUACAGGCAUUGAAAAUACAAAAUUAAUUCUCUCUUAGAAGUUAUGAAACAUCUGGUCUAGAUUUCAAUAUUGAAUAAUUUUAUGUGAAAGAAUAUUUCAUAAUACAGUAUCUAAUUGUUUAUGUAUUGAUGAACAUACUUAUUUUAUUAUGUUAAUCACACCAAAAUAUUAUUAUACAAAAGGUUUUAACUGUGAUCUUUAUGUUUGAAUGGGCUACAGUGUCAGUUAUGUUCUAACCAAUUGUUUCUUUGCAAUAUAAUGUAGGAAGUUUGAAGGAUUGAGGUUAUCAAGAUGGUUUGUGCCAUAAUGAAUGUCUGUGGGGUCAUGCCAAGUAUUAGAAACAAUAUUUAUUGUCCUUAAUCUGAAGUUGUAUGUGUGAUUUUUAACUUCUUAAUUUAAUAUCUGCCUUAUAUCUGUGUGGAACAGCUAUCACACCAUCAUUAUAGGUAUUCAUUUAUUUGUAUAUUUAUUCAUUCCUAAAAAGCUUCUUUCACAGUGCUUGAAAAGUGGAAACAAUCCUCAUAUUUAUAAAAUAUGUUAUGAAUGUCGAUGCACGUGCAAAACUUGAAUCGCCAAUUUUGUACAAGAUACAUCUAGUCUUUAGAAUUUCAUUUAAAACACAGUUGCUUGAAACGUUAAUAACUGUAUUUAUAUCAAGUACUUCAGAGUCUUGGAUUACUCUUUAAAUUUGUUCACAUCUCAAAGUUGGGACCCCUUCAAUCACACCCAUUAAUGAGUAGGACAGCCUACAAGUUAAAAUGUAUAUGUAUUUACAUAAGAGGUAAGAAUUAACAUUGUAUACAGAUAUGGGGUAAAUUAAAAUAUUUCAGUGCAUAAUAUUAUUGAAUAAUUGUAACUUGGAAAAAACAGAAAUAAAUUUCUUUUCUAAAAUA